CAAACGGAAGUUGUCAGUGUGAAGGAGCGAAGCUGAAACUGGCAGGCAACGUACACGACAACUACAUUUUCGAAGGCCCCAAGAACGGGAAUCAGAAGGGUGGAAUGUUGGUCCUGUUCGGAGUGAAAUAGCUUGUGAUAAACUGCCGCUGCCAUGACGGACCCUUGGAAGGAGUGCAUGGACCACUGCCUGGUUGUGACAAAGGAGGCAGGAAAGAUGAUCCGAGAGGCACUGAAGAAGGAAAUCUCUGUCAUGCAAAAGAGCUCCCCAGUGGAUCUUGUGACAGAGACAGACCAGAAAGUGGAGGCCCUAAUCAUAUCCUCCCUAAAGGAGAAGUAUCCCACUCACAGUUUUAUUGGAGAGGAAUCCGUGGCAGCAGGAGCUCCCAGCAUUCUCACUGACAACCCCACCUGGAUCAUUGACCCCAUAGAUGGGACCACUAACUUUGUCCACAGGUUCCCAUUUGUGUCUGUGUCCAUUGGGUUUGCUGUUAACAAAGAGAUUGAAUUUGGGAUUGUGUACAGCUGCAUUGAGGAAAAGAUGUAUACGGCUCAGAAGGGAAAAGGAGCGUUCUGCAACGGAGUCCCAAUAAAAGUGUCAGGGCAAGAAGACAUCACAAAGUCGCUUGUGCUGACAGAGCUGGGGCUGAAGAAUGAUCCUGAGCACUUCAAUGCCAUGAUGUUAAACAUGCGGAAGAUCCUGACCAUCCCUGUGCAUGGUAUCCGCUCUCCGGGUAGCGCGGCAGUGAAUAUGUGUCUGGUGGCCUGUGGGUCAGCUGAUGCGUACUACCACAUUGGGAUUCACUGCUGGGAUAUGGCUGGGGGUGCUGCCAUUGUCACUGAGGCUGGCGGAGUCAUCAUGGACGUCGCAGGUGGCCCAUUCGACCUGAUGUCUCGGAGGCUGAUCACUGCAAGCAGUAGGGCUGUCGCAGAGCGCAUUGUUCAGCAACUCCAGGUGUUUCCCUGCGGACGAGAUGACACCUUGGGCUAGAGCACUGGUUUUCGCACUCCUAAAUCCAAUUGGGACACUUCAAAAUACGAACCUCUGCCUUUGUUUGCGCCUUAAAUUUGUUUAUGCCUGGAUGCAAUUCUUCAUGCACUCCAAAACAGGUGCAUGUAAUUUAUUUCAAUGUUUAUUUUUAAUCGGUCUUUCAAAACAUUUUUAUUGAUCAAGCAAGGUAGCAGGUGCUUGCCGAACCUUUUUAUGGUAUAAUAUCAACAAAUGCUAUCUCAGGUCUGACAAUGAUAAAAAAAAAAUAUGUAACAGAGCAAUGAAAUUGUUGGUACCACCCUGUAAAGAACCAGUAUUGACUUUACAUCUGCGAGUUGGAAACAAUCAAUGACGGGAGUAGUACUGUGCAGUGGGAGCUUGUGAGCUAAUGGCAGCAGAGGCUAAACAGGAACCUUUGAACGCUGUCUUAAAUCUUCUGAUUCUGUUGCAUGAUAAUCAGAUGUAUAGAUUUAAAUAAGGUUGUCCAUCUGCAGCUUGAAUGUGUCAGGUUAAUUUUGUGUACCUUACUUGACACAUUGUGUAUUAUAACUAAGAGAUUGGAUUGGAUUUGCUUUAUAUGAUGCAUCUUGAUCAUUAGAAAGAGGUUAGGUGGGUCCUGCAUCACUGCAAUUUUCAUGUGGAACGUGCAACGGUUAUGAGAGAUUAUAUCACCAUAUUGGAUGCAAUUAUGCAAAAAGCCAUGAGCUGCUGAUGGGUUGGUUUUAUUUUAAAAUGACAGAUUAGUUAUUCAUGCGAACUAGCUAAAAACAACCAACAGUUUAAAAAUAUGCUUUUAGCCUCUCCCAUUUCAGUCACACAGGCCUGCACUCUAUGCAGUGCAUGAAGGGGCAGACUGGCAGCACGUUUCUUUGUCAAAUAGAAGGUGAAGGAAAAUACUCAAUUUAAUAGUAUCCUAGUGUAUAAGAACAUGGAAGUCUUGUUAACCCCAGAAUAAAACCCAAGGAAAGCAUUUGGUUUGUGAGACCAAGCAUUAGAACGCAGCCUAGUAAAGGCCAUCAGAUCAAGUAUUUAUACAUCUGGCCAUUUAUUGUUAUUGGCUUUUAAUACUUUUGCCAGUUAACUUAUAAUGUUAAUAUAAAUACAUAUUAAGUUCCUGUGUGUGUGGGUGUGGGUGUGUGUGUAUAUAUAUAUAUAGAUAUAUGUGCGUAUGUGUAUGUAUAUGUAUACAUAUAAACUUCUGAUCAUUUUUUCCAUGUAACAGUUCUGUGUGCCCUCUUAGUGCUCAUCUGUUCUAACUUGUUGUUUACGAUGUUGAUAAAUGUCAUACUUUUUGCAGCCUUCUCAAAGUUAGUAUAGUAUUAUUGAAAAAAGGGUUAUAGGAUAAUUCCAUUUUUUCAAACUGGGUCUUCUUUCCUAGUAUUUUCCAUCAUUCCUAUUGCUACUGACAGUAUUUUAGGCAGAUUCUUCAUGUCAGGUAGCUUCACAAGGACAUCUGUGGGGCAUGAUCAAGAUACAGCUUCAAUUUACCUCCAACUAAUCCAGUUUAUCUAAACCUCAUAUUUGGAAGUGAAAAUGAAUGUGAAACUUGAAAUUUAUUUGCUGAAAUGAAAAAUAAAAAUUUCUAUUUCAGCUAGCAGAAUCGACCUACCGUAAUUACCUUACAAAAAACCUGAAAAUGAAGCAUCUGCAUAAAAUGUUGUCAGAACCAAUAGGAAACGAUGGAAAAUACUACAAAAAUAAGAUCCAGGCUUAACAUAACUGGUGCUAAAAAAGAACUUAUUCACUGUAUUCUUGAAUGGAUGGCCAGUUUAAUUCAAUGAUGACCCCAUUAAGUGGAUAUAUCACAGUAUUUCUUAGCCAUAUUUAAGUGUGAUUUAGGGAAGGAAAUGGUAGGAAUGCAGUUUAUCUACCUCGUGAAUUUGCGAUGCCAGAAAAAGUCACUUUGCAAAUACUGUAAUAUCUCUGCAAAGAAAGUAUUAAAGCUUGAGGUGAAAGUAGCCCAAAUGUAACUUUGGAAAAUAAGGAUUAGAAAUUGAGUAUACAGGAAGGAAUCUCUGUUGUAGAUCAUAAAUCAGUACUUUAUGGUACACUUGCAUUAAAUUUACAUUUAUUCACUGCUGGUUUAAAUUCCAGUAAAGUUAUUGGCAGUGACUUUAAUCAUUAUAUAUGACACUCCUUUUUUGAAGUAGUUAUUUAUUUGCACUGAAAUAGAGGUUAUACUUAUGUUGAUGUUGUAUUUUUUUUUCAAGUGGUGAGUUUUUUCAGUACUUCAGUAUUUUACAUUACAUUACAUUACAGGCAUUUAGCAGACGCUCUUAUCCAGAGCGACGUACAACAGUGCAUCAGUUCAAAGUAUUUAACUUUAAUAAUUAAAUUAUUAGCAACUCUAGAUUUGCAGCAUUAUUUCAUGUAUGUUGUAUGUGUUUGCACAUAUCCCAUAUUCUAAUGUAGGCCUCUUAAGUCUGGGUUCAUGAUAUUAUUGGAAUGCUGUUCUUUGCACAGUGGGCACCCAGACCAAUCUGAGAUGAUCCUAUUAUUUGCAUAGUCUGCUUACAAUUAAAAUGUGUGGGAGGGGUGUUGUUACUGUUUAAAGGGGAGGCCCAUUAAAAAAAGAGAAAGACCAUGCUUAAUGUAGGGUAUAAGCAGAGCUACAAGGUUCAAAAUGGAUUUCACUUCUGAGCACUGCAGUGUAAGAGAAUGUACUGUAAUAGUUGUGUGAAUCUGUUCUGAAUCUCCCAAGGUAUCAUUUCAGUGGCAUUGCAUGCCAUUAAUGUGAAACUGAUAAGCGGUGUUUUGCCAUAUAGUGCAAUAAAGGAACAAAGGAAACUGCUGCAUAAACAGAUAAAAAAAUAAAAGUACCCUACAAAAGGAACUUCUUGAA
Molecule: messenger RNA, 3832 nt
Organism: Anguilla anguilla (European eel)
Lineage: Eukaryota; Metazoa; Chordata; Actinopteri; Anguilliformes; Anguillidae
Product: inositol monophosphatase 1-like
Exons: 10
Coding region: 154-990 (278 amino acids)
Biological process (GO): phosphatidylinositol phosphate biosynthetic process; inositol metabolic process; signal transduction
Molecular function (GO): inositol monophosphate 1-phosphatase activity
Source: RefSeq, a predicted model, not a curated record